This is a messenger RNA of Sinocyclocheilus grahami, 1301 nucleotides long. RefSeq names its product EBP cholestenol delta-isomerase (gene ebp). Gene Ontology annotation, cellular component: membrane; endoplasmic reticulum. The transcript is spliced from 5 exons. Gene Ontology annotation, molecular function: steroid Delta-isomerase activity; cholestenol delta-isomerase activity; C-8 sterol isomerase activity. Lineage: Eukaryota; Metazoa; Chordata; Actinopteri; Cypriniformes; Cyprinidae. Bases 192 to 890 code for a protein of 232 amino acids. Gene Ontology annotation, biological process: cholesterol biosynthetic process. The record is from RefSeq and is a predicted model, not a curated record.
UGAAUCCCGUGGGCGUAUAAUAGGAUGUGACUCGGUGGCGCGAUGUUUCUGCAAUUUGAUAAUGUAGUUUCAAAGAGCAGAUUUUAGCACUUCAUUGCCGCGCUCUCCACCUCCAAGAACAGUUAUAUGCAACAUAAAGAGCAACGCGGGAAAUAAUCACAUUUCUAGGAUAUUUCACAACUCAUCACAGAAUGAUGAAGGAAGCAGACACUAUAAAUCAUCCCUAUUGGCCACGCAACCUGUCCAUUCCCAACUAUGUGGCUAAUGACCGUUCAAUGUCAGAGAUUCUCAUAUUCCUGUUCUCUGUGUCCGGGAUACUGCUGCUCGCCACCUGGUCACUGACUGGCCGUAAGGUGUCUGGAAGCAGGCUUAGUGGAGGGAGGAGGUUAACUCUGUGCUGGUUCACUGUGUGUGGCUUCAUCCAUGGGGUCAUUGAGGGAUGGUUCUCUCUAUACUACACCAUCAUUCCCGAAGACCAGAGUUUCCUUUCUCAACUGUGGAAAGAAUAUUCCAAAGGAGACAGCAGAUAUGCAAUAGCGGAUAAUUUCACCGUUAGCAUGGAGACAGUGACCGCGUGCCUGUGGGGUCCCUUCAGUAUAUGGGUUGUUGUGGCCUUCCUGUAUAAUCAUUCUUACAGAUUUGUCCUGCAACUCAUUGUGUCUCUAGGUCAGCUGUAUGGUGCAGUCCUCUACUUCUUCACUGAGCACAGAGAUGGAUAUAUUCACAGCGAAUAUGGUCACCCCAUCUAUUUCUGGUUCUACUUUGUGUUUAUGAAUAUCUUGUGGAUUGUCAUUCCUUUCAUUCUUAUAGCGGACUCAUGGUGUCAGCUAUCUGCCUGUCAAUCCAUGUUUGAUAAAGCAGCACUUAAAGGAAAGUCGAAAAGAAGCUAGACCAGUAAAAAAAUAGAAGGGAUGUGAAAAAAAGUACUGAAAUACUGUAUACAAUACUUGGGAGUUAUGUGGAGAUAAUAUAUUUUGAAUGUAAUUUUAUAAUAAUACAGUGUCAUUCCUGGAAGAAAAUGCCAUAAGUGUAAUGUGUCAUAUUGAUUACAGAAAUGAAAAUUGAUUAAAUGCUCACAGUACUGCUCCAGCAGGGCUGCUUCAUAAUUACCUGUGUGUUUUUAUGACACUAUUGCACUAUAUCGGUUCUCUCUGCUCAGGUGCCUUUCUUACGUUUAUGUUGUAUGCUGUUAUCAAAUGAUUAUAUCUGAGAUUUUAUUAAAUGUUCCACCCCUUAUAUCACUGUCACCUGGCUGUUUUAUCACAUUUCAAAACACACACACACACAAAGAGACAAUAAAG